Pelodiscus sinensis (Chinese soft-shelled turtle) is the source of this 1039-nucleotide messenger RNA. The record is from RefSeq and is a predicted model, not a curated record. NCBI's taxonomy places the organism in Eukaryota, Metazoa, Chordata, Testudines, Trionychidae.
UGGACUUCAUCUCCUCGGUGAUCUCGGUUUCCCUCCAUCACACAAAGAUGUCUUGCUAUCCAGAAUGCGGGGUGGCCCGACCCAGCCCAGUUUCUGGCACCUGCAACGAGCCAUGUGUGAGGCAGUGCCCUGACUCCGAAGUGGUGAUCAGACCCUCACCGAUUGCCGUGACCAUCCCAGGGCCCAUUAUGAGCACCUUCCCUCAGCAGAGUGAAGUGGGAGCUCUCGGAGCCCCUGUGGUGGGAUCCGGCUACGGCGGCUCAUUUGGUGCGGGAGCACUCUCUGGAUAUGGAGCGCCUUAUGGGGGAAUGUACGGCUUGGGAGGUUUGGGUGGUUAUGGUGGACAUUUUGGUUAUGGGGGUCUCUGUGGUUAUGGAGGUGGUUAUGGUUACGGGAGAGGUUUUGGGGGACUCUGUGGUUAUGGGGGAGGUUAUGGGGGACUCUGUGGUUAUGGGGGAGGCUAUGGGGGACUCUGUGGUUAUAGGGGAGGUUACGGUUAUGGAGGAUCUUGUGGCACUGGAGUAUCUUGUCAUAGGUACCUGAGUGGAAGCUGCACCCCAUGUUAGACACGGCAGGAAUCUCUAUGGUCAAAGAAAACCAGAAAAUUAAAAGCAACCAAUAGAUUCUGAUAUUGAUUUCAGAAGGGCUGUAUUAGCCAGGCUGAAGCUGAGCCUCACACGAGCGCUAUCUGCCCAGCCCCUUUCUCUCAUGGACCCAUUUCUAAUGUCUUGCUAGGAACUCUUUCUGCCAAUGCUUUCCCAACCACAUGCUUCUUCUCUUAGUUACAUGUGGACUCACUGAGAAUUACGCUCACCCUGUUUAUAAUAACCGUACAGUGUGAAGCAAAGAAGGGGCUUAAGAAAGGCGUCAGUCGUAUUUAUUAAUUUUUUGGCCGACCUUGCAGCUGCAAAAAAAGAAAAAGAGCUUCUUGCCUCAAAUAGCCCAUAUUAAAGCAGCAGGAAAACAUUCUCUCUGGUUUGUAUUGUCGCUUUCUGUAAUUGUGUAUCGCAAAUGUCAUUCACAUUAAAAACUCUAUUGC